This is a messenger RNA of Salmo salar (Atlantic salmon), 6078 nucleotides long. Its product is annotated as basement membrane-specific heparan sulfate proteoglycan core protein. Lineage: Eukaryota; Metazoa; Chordata; Actinopteri; Salmoniformes; Salmonidae. The record is from RefSeq and is a predicted model, not a curated record.
CAACCACAGAACACACACUUACUAGCAGUUCCCACUCACUACCAGUCAGUUGACUCACUGUACGAGACCUCUCCCCUUCAGUCUACUGCAGGGUGGGAGAUGCAACAAUGGCCUUGAGAACACAAGGAAGUGUGUUGGUGGUCUUUCUCUGGCCUGUAGCAGUGGUACUGGGGCAGAAUGGCUGGAGUGUGACCUACACCACUCAGAGUAUCUGUACCUUGGAGGGGUCAACAGUGGAGCUGACCUGCUCUUACACAUAUCCCAGUAGUUAUACAGUCACAACAACCUUCUGGUUCACUAAAAUGGAGACUGGUGUAGAACCUGAAGAUAUAGGUCAGGACCCAGAGAAUGCAGGUCGUCUGGAGUAUCAUGGGGAUAAGAAGAAUGGUCACACCCUGAGAAUCACAGACCUGAGAGAGAGUGACUCAGCUACGUACAAGUUCAGAUUUAUAACAGAUCAGACUGGAGGGAGAUAUUAUGGCGAUCCUGGAGUCACUCUGUCUGCAACAGCUCUGCAGGUGAAGGUGACUCCAACACGGUCGGCAACGUCGAAGACACUGACCUGUAGCACCACCUGUACUCUGACUGGUAACCCCACCUACAUCUGGUACAAGAAUGGACAGUCUCUUUAUUGGCCCACUUCCCAACAAUACACUGUCCGGACUUCUGAAACAGAGAGUUACUCCUGUGCUGUUAAAGGCCAUGAGGAUCUCCACUCUCCGGCAGUGUGUGUUCAGGGUCAGAGCUGCAACAGAGUGACUUACACCAAGAGGAUAAUCUGUGUCUUGAAGGGGUCAACAGUGGACAUAUCCUGUACUUAUGUUGGUUAUUAUUCCACCAAAUCAUCAUUCUGGUUUAGAAGUGAUAAGUCGACCCCUGAGGACCUACCCAGAGACCCAGGGUAUGCAGGUCGUGUGAAGUACACUGACAAAGAGACAUGGAGAAAUGAAGGUCCCUCCAUCCUGAGAAUCACAGAUCUGAUAGAGGAGGACUCAGCUGAGUAUCGCUUCACUUUUAAAACAAAAAACUUUGAAUGGGGUCAUAGUUUCCCAGGAACAACUCUGUCUGUCACAGGUCUGCAGGUGAAGGUGACUCCUGCUGCAGAGGGACAGAAGACACUGACCUGUACCACCACCUGUACUCUGACUGACAACCCCACCUACAUCUGGUACAAGAACGGGCAACGUCUAGAUGAGCCCACUUCCCAACAAUACUCUAGUAAUAUGCUGGUGGUCUGGGAUUCUUCUGUGAACAUUUACUCCUGUGCUGUUGAAGGUCAUGAGGGUCUCCACUCUCCUGUAGUUUGUUUUCAGGUAAAGGUGACUCCUCAACAGUAUUCAAAGUAUAAGACACUGACCUGUAGCACCACCUGUGUUCUGACUGGUAACCCCACCUACAUCUGGUACAAGAACGGACAGAUAGUAACUGACAACACUUCCCCCUAUUCAGUCUACCCUAAUGCUGUAGACAGCUACUCCUGUGCUGUAAAAGGCCAAGAGUAUCUCCACUCUCCUGCAGUGUGUGUUCAGGGUCAGAGCUGCAACAGAGUGACUUACACCAAAAGGAGAAUCUGUGUCUUGAAGGGGUCAACAGUGGACAUAUCCUGUACUUAUGUUGGUUAUUCCACCACAUCAUCAUUCUGGUUUAGAAGUGAUAAGUCGACCCUUGAAGACCUAACCACAGACCCAGGGUAUACAGGUCGUGUGAAGUACACUGACAAAAAGACAUUGAGAAAUGAAGGUCCCUUCACCCUGAGAAUCUCAGAUCUGAGAGAGGAGGACUCAGCUGAGUAUCGCUUCACUUUUAAAACAUACUACUUUGAAUGGGGUCAUAGUUUCCCAGGAACAACUCUGUCUGUCACAGGUCUGCAGGUGAAGGUGACUCCUGCUGCAGAGGGACAGAAGACACUGACCUGUAGCACCACCUGUACUCUGACUGACAACCCCACCUACAUCUGGUACAAGAAUGGACAGAAUGUACAAGAUAACUCCUCCCCCAUGUACUCCAUCAGCAGUGAGGAUGCAGACAGUUACUACUGUGCUGUAAAAGGCCACAAUGGUCUCAGCUCUCCUGCAGUGUAUAAACCAAAGACCACAGUGUCAGUCAGUCCCUCUGGUGAAAUAGUGGAGGGCAGUUCAGUGACUCUGACCUGCAGCAGUGAUGCCAACCCACCUGUGCAGAGUUACACCUGGUGGUACAAGAAGAAUGGAGGUGACUAUCAGAGUAUGACAGGACCACAGCAUGUCUUCAAUCAAAUCCAGUCAUCUGACAGUGGAGAGUACUACUGUGAGGCCCAGAAUGAGAUGGGGACAGACAGGUCUAGCACCAUAAACAUGGAUGUGAAAUAUGACCCAAAGAGCACCUCAGUGUCAGUAAGUACCUCUGGUGAAAUAGUGGAGGGCAGUUCAGUGACUCUGACCUGCAGCAGUGAUGCCAACCCACCUGUGGAUAAAUACACCUGGUACAAGAAGAAUGGAGCUUCACUGACAGGAUCUGAAAAGACAUACAAUUUCACAACCAUCAGCUCUGAGGACAGAGGAGAAUACUACUGUGGGGCUGAGAAUAAAUAUGGACAUCUCAACUCUUCUUCUGUGUCUGUGGACGUUCAGUAUGGCCCAAAGAACACCUCAGUGUCAGUCAGUCCCUCUGGUGAAAUAGUGGAGGGCAGUUCAGUGACUCUGACCUGCAGCAGUGAUGCCAACCCACCUGUGGACAAAUACACCUGGUACUUUCAAAAUAAGACUUUUCAAAAUGGAUUUGGACAGAUGUACAACAUAAGUAAGUUCAAGUCUAAGGACAAUGGACAUUACCACUGUGAGGCCUGGAAUGGAAGAGGAUCUAUGAACUCUACAGCUCUGAUGAUCAGUUUACCAGGGAAACAGACCUCAGUUAUGAAUGCAGCUGUAGGAAUCAUAGUGGUUGUUCUGGUUCUCAUCCUCUGUCUCUCUGGACUCAUGUGGUUCAGGAAGAAGUCCUCCAAAUCCAUCUCUGAAACAAGAGACACAUCAGAGAAUGUACAGGGAGACUCUAGUCCAGUGUAUGACAACAUCUCAGGCAUGGCCAUGGCCCCUACUGCAACACAGACAGCAGCCACCGUCGUCCAGGAUGACGUUCACUACGCCAGCGUCCACUUCUCUCGCUUCAAAAUCCAGGAAGUGCCUCUGUACUCCACUGUCCAGCUGCAUCAACCCCAGAAACAGGACGAGGAUGUCCAGUACGAUGCUGUGAAAUUCAACUGCCCCAGUUAUGCUAACCGACCCACGGCAGCACAAACAGCUGACGAGGACUCCUAUGUUCUCUACAGUACAGUCAACAAACCCAGAACCAAGAAGACCUGAACAUUACAAACCCAGAACCAAGAAGACCUGAACACAACAAAUCCAUAUGCAAGAAGACCUGAAUAUUACAAACCCAGAACCAAGAAGACCUGAACACAACAAACCCAGAACCAAGAAGACCUGAACACAACAAGUUUGACAGAAACCCUGUAUAUCUGGACCUGUAUAGCCAAACUAAGUGUUAUAAUAAUGUAUCAUAAGAUAUGCCAUUUAGAAAAUGCUUUCAUCCAAAGCGACUUAUAAUCAUGUGUGAAUACAUUUUUCAUGGCGGUGGCCCCAUUGGGAAUGGAAACCAUGCAGCAUGCUCUACCAACUGAGCCACACAGGACUAUUCAAACUUAGUUGUACUGCUGAUCCAGGGUCAGUUUUGUCUUAUAAACAAUGCUUCCUCAGUUGUGCACCGGGGCCUCCCACUCCUCUUUCUAUUCUGGUUAGAGCCAGUUUGCACUGUUCUGUGAAAGGAGUAGGACACAGCAUUGUACGAGAUCUUCAGUUUCUUGGCAAUUUCUCGCAUGGAAUAGCCUUCAUUUUUCAGAACAAGAAUAGACUGAUGAGUUUCAAAAGAUUGUCCUUUGUUUCUGGCCAUUUUAAGCCUGUAAUAGAACUCACAAAUGCUGAUGCUCCAGAUACUCAACUAGUCUAAAGAAGGCCAGUUUUAUUGCUUCUUUAAUCAGAACAACAGUUUUCAGCUGUGCUACUAAUUGCAAAAGGGUUUUCUAAUGAUCAAUUAGCCUAAACUUGGAUUAGCUAACACAACGUGCCAUUGGAACACAGGAGUGAUGGUUGCAAUAAUAGGCCUCUGUACACCUAUGUAGAUAUUCCAUAACAAAAUCUGCCGAUUCCAACUACAAUAGUCAUUUACAACAUUAACAAUGUCUACACUGUAUUUCUGAUCAAUUUUUUGAACACGAGUCAUCUGAUUCCAUUUCUGAUCAUUCCACUGUUGAAAGAUGACAGUAUCUGGACUAAACUUCCUAAUUGGCUUCUUCUAUUGAAAUUUUUCAUCAAGAAUUUCUCAGUACUUUGCUCCGUUCAUCUUUCUCUCGAUCCUAACUAGUCUCCCAGUCUCUGCUGCUGAAAACAUACCAACAGGAUGAUGCUGCCACCACCAUGCUUCCCCGUAGGGAUGGUGCCAGGUUUCCUCCAGACGUGACGCUUGGCAUUUAAGCCAAAAAGUUCAAUCUUGAUUUCAUCAGACCUGAGAAUCUUGUUUCUCAUGGUCUGAGAGUCCUUUGGGUGCUUUUUGGCAAACUCCAAGCGCGCUGUUAUGUGCUUUUUACUGAGGAGUGGCUUCCAUCUGUCCACUAUACCAUAAAGCCCUGAUUGGUGGAGUGCUGCAGAGAUGGUUGUCCUUCUGGAAGGUCCACAGAGGAACUCUGGAGCUCUGUCCGAGUGUCCAUCGGGUUCUUCAGCACCUCCCUGACCAAAGCCCUUUCUACAACUUGACUGGAGUCCACCUGUGGUAAAUUCAAUUGAUUUGACAUGAUUUGGAAAGGCCCACACCUGUCUAUAAGGUCCCACAGUUGAUCGUGCAUGUCAGAGCAAAAACCAAGCCAUGAGGUCGAAGGAAUUUUGUGUAGAGCUCCAAGACGGGAUUGCUCAGUUUGGCCAGCCGACCGAUUACAUUCUACAGUCCUGUACUAUUCUGUUACAUUGUACAGUACUGUACUAUUCUAUUACAUUCUACAGUCCUGUACUAUUCUGUUACAUUAUACAGUCCUGUACUAUUCUAUUACAUUAUACAGUAUACAGUACUAUUCUAUUACAGUAUACAGUACUAUUCUAUUACAGUAUACAGUACUGUACUAUUCUAUUACAUUAUACAGUACUGUACUAUUCUAUUAUGUUAUACAGUACUGUACUAUUCUAUUACAGUAUACAGUACUGUACUAUUCUAUUACAUUAUACAGUCCUGUACUAUUCUGUUACAUUGUACAGUACUGUACUAUUCUAUUACAUUCUACAGUCCUGUACUAUUCUGUUACAUUAUACAGUACUGCACUAUUCUAUUACAGUAUACAGUACUGUAUUAUUCUAUUACAUUAUACAGUACUGUACUAUUCUAUUACAUUCUACAGUCCUGUACUAUUCUGUUACAUUAUACAGUAUACAGUACUAUUCUAUUAUAGUAUACAGUACUAUUCUAUUACAGUAUACAGUACUGUACUAUUCUAUUACGUUAUACAGUACUGUACUAUUCUAUUACAUUAUACAGUACUGUACUAUUCUAUUACAUUAUACAGUAUUGUACUAUUCUAUUACAUUCUACAGUCCUGUACUAUUCUAUUACAUUAUACAGUCCUGUACUAUUCUAUUACAUUCUACAGUCCUGUACUAUUCUGUUACAUUAUACAGUCCUGUACUAUUCUGUUACAUUAUACAGUACUGCACUAUUCUAUUACAGUAUACAGUACUGUACUAUUCUAUUACGUUAUAAUGUUAGAUGAUACAUAAUAUAUGUUUACUUGGUAUGUUCAUAUACAUUUAUUAUUGGUUUUAUGACAAAGUUAUGGUAAUAUUUUGCCUCAGUGUCCUGAUGCAAUGUCUCUUGUCGCUUUUAUAAAAACACAAAAUACUGGAAACUAUCAAGUGUGGAUUGUGUUUAAUAAACUGUUCAGAUUAAACUUCAUUGUCAUUGUUUUCACCUUGUUAGAACAGUAACUUCAAAGUAGCUUUCAAAAUCACACCUUUUGUACUGUACAUACAGUAACUACAAAUAAAACAUUUACAUUGGUUUGCA